AAGAUUAUUUACUCUGAUAAAAUCACUGCUGCUCCUAUGGUAACACAAAGUAUCCUCUCAUGACCAUCAUUUUUUCUUUAGUCUCAUCCAUAUUUUCUAUACAGCCAAGAAAUCUGAUCAUCAGCAGUGACUACGGUUCACUUGAUCACUGAAUACUGAGCUGAAUAUCCGUCCUGCUCCUUUAAGGCGGUCACACAGGGCCAGUUGAGAAAUAUGACUUAACUGAAGGAGGGUGGUGCUUAGACGAACGGUGACAGUGACUGGCCAUGUGAGUGAAUGCAACCAAAGGACUCCACAUCAAAAGGAAACUGAGUCCACCAGAACCAGCGGGAUUCCCGCCUCUCUGCUGUUUGUUAAAGGCAUUUCUGACUGGAAUUGUUUUUGUUUUUUUAUGUCAUUCAGAUGUGCUGAAAUACUGGAUUUCUUUGAAGAGACAGUCUAGACCGGUAGAGUUGACAGAGCAUUUUUUUAAAUAUAGGCGCGUAUUUAAGUUUUUGAGAAUAAAAAAAAUCGUUAUUGUGUGAUUCAUAAGCUAUAGCCUACUGUAGAUACAGUGUAAGUGUGUGACUGUGUGGAGUCCUCACAGGGGCUUUGGUGCCCAGGACAGCCAGAAGCGCCAGCGGCGCUCAAGGAUUCCUGUCAGCUUGACGCAAUUACCGGAGGGCAGCAGGAGUCAUCGUAUUUACUUUAGUGAAUUACGCACGCUUUCCUUUUUCUGAGCACCGCUGGUGACAACAAGCCGGUGUGAACAUGCUACAAAAUGGAAAUGGAAAGGAGACCCCGCUGCAAGCGCCGAAAGCAGAGGCAGAGCCGGACUCCCCGGCUGACAGCCCGCAACAGCAGCAGCCCGCUGCCCCCAACGCCGACAGCAAGGACGCGGACGCAGAGACCACGCAAUUCCCCAUGCCCGUUUACCCCAAACUGGAGAUAAAGCGAAACGCAGUAACGGACGAUUAUAAGAUCUCCAGCCAGGUUCUGGGUUUAGGGAUCAAUGGCAAAGUCCUUGAGUGCUACAACAAGAAGACAGGAGAGAAGUGCGCACUGAAGAUUCUCUACGACAGUCCCAAAGCGAGGCGAGAGGUGGAGCUUCACUGGAGAGUAUCAGGCGGACCGUACAUCGUUCGCAUCCUCAGCCUGUAUGAGAACAUGCAUCAUGGGAAAAAGUGCCUGCUCAUCAUCAUGGAGUGUAUGGAGGGAGGAGAGCUGUUCAGCAGGAUCCAGGCCAGAGGAGACCAGGCCUUCACUGAGAAAGAGGCAUCUGAGAUUAUGAGGGACAUCGGCACGGCUAUCGAUUUUCUCCACAACAUGAACAUUGCGCACAGAGACAUCAAGCCCGAGAAUUUGUUGUACACGUCGAAAGACAGAAACACGGUCCUCAAACUGACAGACUUUGGCUUUGCUAAGGAGACCACGCUACACAACCCUCUACAGACCCCCUGCUACACACCGUACUAUGUGGCUCCUGAGGUUUUGGGUCCGGAAAAAUAUGACAAGUCAUGUGACAUGUGGUCUCUGGGCGUCAUCAUGUACAUUCUGUUGUGUGGCUUCCCUCCGUUUUACUCCAACACGGGUCAGGCCAUUUCUCCCGGGAUGAAGAGGAGGAUCCGGAUGGGUCAAUAUGAAUUCCCAAACCCGGAGUGGGCUGAUGUGUCACAGGAAGGAAAAGAUCUGAUCCACCAGCUACUAAAGACUGACCCUAAUGAGAGAAUGACCAUCACUCAAUUUAUGAAUCACCCCUGGAUCAAUCAAUCCAUGGUAGUUCCCUCCACUCCGCUCCACACCACCCGGGUCCUGACUGAAGACAGAGAGAUGUGGGAGGACGUGAAGGAAGAGAUGACCAGCGCUUUAGCGACCAUGCGUGUGGACUACGACCAGGUGAAGAUCAAGGAUCUCGACACCUCCAGCAACCCCCUGCUCAACAAGAGACGCAAGAAAGCUGCUGCAGGGGCCAAGAGCGGGUCCACGGUCUGCCAAAGUCAGUGAGACACAGAGGUGCGGCAGGUGGAAAUCCAGUAAAAAAAAAAACACAAGACGAUGAAGGAAAAGUUAAUGUGUGCAGGAAUGGAUCACGUAGACACCUGCUCAGGACUGUAUAAAGUGGACGUGGAGGAAGUGUUCUGGAUAAAGGGACAACAUAAGAACAACAGAAAGUCACACCUGGACAUUAACACGACCUAUCAAUAUAUGACAUCACCUGUGUGUCCUGCCAGUGGUAGCUCACGGCAGGCCCAUCUGUUUCUAUCUGUUUUUAUGUACUGUAUGUAUGUAAUUUUUAGGUCUUUUCCUGUUUGUAAGAGAGUGUCUGAAGUAUUUGUAGUGAUAAUGUAUUGCGUGUUUGAGUGCUGGGUCUCCUAUUUGAGAUCUCCUUUAUAUCUAUGCACUAGUGUGCAGAUCACACGCAGACAGACGAACCAACUAGAACACUCAUGAUCCCCUGUAUUGUCUUAAUAUUGUCUGUCUUUUGCUGCCUUCCUUACAAGGUUUAAAGCAAAGUCUGACACUGACUGACGUGACUAUAUCUUUGACAGUAAAAUUUAGCCUCCAUGAUGACCCAAGGGAGCCUUUUUCCAUUGACGCAACAAUAAAAUAGCCUCACACACUUACUACCAAAUGGUAUAUUUAAACACAAUGUCACUGCCGAUCAACAUUGCGUCCCCUUAAUGCGGCCAUGAGAGACAGUAAACAACUUGCCUGCUUCCUGCCAGUAUGAGGCCAGAGAACUUGACAUAAGCCACAAUGGGGUAAGGUUUGGUUGAGAGACAUGGCUGAGUUGUGACACUUUUUUUCUUGAGAAAGGUCUUUUGUGUAUGUGUGUGUGUUUAUAGGGGUUGAGUAAAAUGCUUCCAGUAAAUAGAGGGCCACAGUUUCCCUUAAUAUGAAGACAUGAGUAAGACAGUGCAGCCUUUACUAAAUGGGAAGUUCAUCUGUAAGGUAUAUAUGGUUGUAAAUAAAACUUUCUAAAGUAAA
Molecule: messenger RNA, 2967 nt
Organism: Thunnus maccoyii (southern bluefin tuna)
Lineage: Eukaryota; Metazoa; Chordata; Actinopteri; Scombriformes; Scombridae
Gene: mapkapk3
Product: MAPK activated protein kinase 3
Exons: 10
Coding region: 751-1983 (410 amino acids)
Biological process (GO): toll-like receptor signaling pathway; protein autophosphorylation; peptidyl-serine phosphorylation
Cellular component (GO): nucleus; cytoplasm
Molecular function (GO): calcium-dependent protein serine/threonine kinase activity; calmodulin binding; mitogen-activated protein kinase binding
Source: RefSeq, a predicted model, not a curated record